Penicillium odoratum is the source of this 1158-nucleotide messenger RNA. RefSeq names its product OSTA/TMEM184 family protein. The coding region runs from base 1 to 1158 and encodes 385 amino acids. NCBI's taxonomy places the organism in Eukaryota, Fungi, Ascomycota, Eurotiomycetes, Eurotiales, Aspergillaceae. Gene Ontology annotation, molecular function: transporter activity. Gene Ontology annotation, biological process: transport. The transcript is spliced from 6 exons. The record is from RefSeq and is a predicted model, not a curated record.
AUGACUUGGCCCAAGUGUAAUUCCACUGAGGAGGAUAUCACCAUCCAUGAGGCCGAUCUCUGGGAUGGUGGUAUCACCUUCCAUGAGCUAUGUGUGAUUCUUUGCGCCAUCUUCACAGUACUGGCUUUUAUCCUCGCCGGUAUUAUUAUGAUCGGUCAUGCUACUCACUACAGCAACCCCAAUGAACAGCGAUACAUUAUUCGUAUCCUGUUUAUGAUCCCCAUCUAUGCCAUAUCUUCUUUUCUCUGUGUCUACUUCUACAGACACUCGGUCUACUUUGAGCUGAUUGGCGACUGCUACGAGCCAUUUGCGAUUGCUUCCUUUUUCACAUUGCUCUGCUCCUAUAUUGCGCCUGAUCUGCACGCGCAGAAGGAGUAUUUCCGAGGCAUCGAGCCAGUCAACUGGGUUUGGCCGAUGAAUUGGAUGCAGAAAUGCUUCUGUGGUAACCGCGAUAAAGGCAAGCUGCGGAGGCCUCGCAGUGGGCUGACAUGGUUUAAUGUCAUCUGGAUUGGUGUCUUCCAAUACUGCUUCUUGCGAGUGAUCAUGACAGUCAUCGCUGUUGCAGCCGAGGCCGAUAAUCGCUAUUGCGAGGAUUCAGAUAGUCCAUACUACGCCCAUGUUUGGGUUUUGGUUAUCGAGUCAAUUGCCGUCACCAUUGCCAUGUAUUGCUUGAUCCAAUUUUACAUCCAGAUUAAGGGAGACAUUGCGCAUCACCGGCCUUUCCUCAAGAUUCUCUGCAUCAAGCUUGUGAUUUUCCUUUCGUUCUGGCAAUCGACGAUCAUCGACUUCCUAACCUCGUCGGGAACGAUUAAAUCAUCCGCCAAAGUUCAGCUCUUCGACUGGAACAAUGCGUUGCCUAAUCUCCUCAUCUGUAUUGAGAUGUUCCUCUUCGCCAUUUUGCACUUCUGGGGAUUCCCCUGGCGUGAGUAUAUCCUCAACAAGGGAGACAUCAUGAGCAACGGAACUGAUCAACGUUACUACGGUGGAUUCCUGGGAAUCAAGGCAUUCCUUGAUGCGAUGAAUCCAUGGGAUCUGAUCAAGGCCACCGCUCGUGGGUUGCGCUGGUUGUUUGUUGGUCGCAAGACACGCGAGGCCGAUCCUAGUUACGAAAUGUCGAAACGUGUACCCAGCGAUGGCUCUGAAGUUCCGGUGGUUUGA